Cygnus atratus (black swan) is the source of this 2481-nucleotide messenger RNA. RefSeq names its product von Willebrand factor A domain containing 2 (gene VWA2). Gene Ontology annotation, biological process: calcium-independent cell-matrix adhesion. Gene Ontology annotation, cellular component: basement membrane. Gene Ontology annotation, molecular function: calcium ion binding. The transcript has 14 exons. NCBI's taxonomy places the organism in Eukaryota, Metazoa, Chordata, Aves, Anseriformes, Anatidae. Bases 1 to 2481 code for a protein of 826 amino acids. The record is from RefSeq and is a predicted model, not a curated record.
AUGGAGAAUUCCCAGGCUGUGCCUUCUCCCUGGGGGCUCUCAGAGAUGCAGCAGGAGGAUAAGGUGGUGUUAAUUGUGCUUGGUUUUGUGAAAAGGGCUGGAUUUGUCGCCAUGAGCCUCUUGCCACUUGAGUCCCUCUGUGUUUUCCUGCUUCCCCAAGUUUUGCUGGCGUUGGGUAUACAAGAAAUUCAUGCCGACCAGGAGAUGAUUGGCAAGAUUUCAGCUGCUGGCCAGCUGAUGCAGUGCUCAGCCGCAGUUGAUAUCCUUUUCCUCUUGGAUGGCUCCUACAGCGUUGGCGAAGGCAGCUUUGAAAGGUCUAAGCACUUCGCAGGCAAACUCUGCGAUGCCUUGGACAUCCAUCCAGGCAGGGUCCGUGUGGGACUGAUACAGUUUAGUUCAACUCCCCACCUUGAGUUCCCGCUGGAUUCAUACGGAACCAAACAAGAAGUGAAAGAGGGAAUCAAGAGGACGGUGUUCAGAGGUGGGAGCACAGACACGGGCCGGGCUCUGAAAUACGUUCUCCGCAAGGGCUUCCCAGGUGGCAGAAACUCGACCGUCCCUGAGAUCCUGGUCAUCAUUUCGGAUGGAAAGUCCCAGGGCAGUACCUCAACGCCUGCCAUGCAGGUGAAGGAGAGAGGGACCACCGUUUUUGCAGUGGGAAUCAAGUUUCCAAGGUGGGAGGAGCUGCACGUGCUGGCCAGCGAGCCCACCGAGCAGCACGUGCUCUUCGCUGGAGACGCCGCCGACGCUGCCAACGGCCUGUACAGCGCCCUCACCGGCUCCAUCUGCCGCGCCGCUGCCCCAGGCUGCAAAGUCGAAUCCCACCUUUGUGAACGCAGGACCCUGGAAACUGUGAAAGAGCUGGCUGGAAACUAUGUCUGUUGGAAGGGCUCCAAGCAGCAAAAUGCAGUGCGUGCUUCACUGUGUCCUUUUUACAGGUGGAAAAAAGUCUUGAUAAAACACACAUCCAGAUGCUUCCGAACUAUAUGCCCAGACCCUUGCGACUCCCAGCCAUGCCAGAACGGUGGCACCUGUGUCCCGGAGGGGCUGGACAAAUACCACUGCCUGUGCCCGGUCGGGUAUGGAGGAGAUGUCCACUGCGCACCAAAGCUGAGCCUCGAGUGUGGCGUGGAUCUCCUUUUCCUGAUGGACAGCUCAGCGGGGGUCACACUGGAGGGGUUCCUGCGCUACAAAGCGUUCCUCAAGAGGUUCCUCCACGCGGUGGUGGGCCGGGACUCACCAACAAACGUGGGGGUGGCCCAAUACGAUACUGAUGUCAGGAUACCCAUUGAGGUGGGACAACACAAGGAUGCGUUCAGUCUCAUGAAGAGCAUCGAUGCCUUGAAUUUCGGUGGAGGAGGAACCCUAACAGGCAGAGCCCUGCGGUACGUUGCACAGCAUGGUUUUAGGAGCGCCCCAGUCUUUGCAGAUGUGCAGGAUGAUCUCCCACGCGUGGUUGUCUUGCUCACUGACUCCAAGUCCCAGGACCCAGUGGCAGAAGCUGCCAAGUAUGCGAGGGACCAAGAGCUCUUCUUGAUUGGUGUAGGCAGCAGCUUUGUGAGAGCAGAGCUGGCUGAAGUGACCGGCAAUCCGAAGCAGACAAUUGUCUACUCAGAUCCCCAGGAUCUGUUCAACAAGAUCCCAGAGCUGCAGAGAAGAAUCUGCAGUGUGGACAAUCCUGAAGGCUGCCAGGCACAGCCUCUUGACUUGGUGUUUGCUGUGGAUGCCUCAGCUGGAGUUGGCCUGGAAAAUUUUCUGCAGCUGAGGGACUUCGUCAAGAGCAGCUCUUCGCACUUCAGUAUCAACCGGGAUGUCACCCAAGUUGCCCUCGUGGCCUACGGCAGCAAAGCUCACACCGUGUUUGCUUUGGACACCCACACGAGCAACUCAGCUCUCCUCCAAGCCAUCGACCAAGCGCCUUUCCUCGGGGACUUGCCCUCUGCCGGCAGUGCCUUAGGCCAUAUUUACGGUGGCGUGAUGACAGUGCAGAAAGGAGCACGGCCCGGUGUCAACAAGGCGGUGGUGGUGCUCACAAACGGAGGUGGCACGGAGGGUGCAGCUGCCCCAGCUCAGCAGCUGAGGGACAACGGCGUCUUGGUGUUCGUGGUCGUCAUUGGAGAUGCACGGAGGGACGCGCUGCUGAGGGUCGCUGGGUCUCCCACCUACCUGGUCCACAUCUCCUCCUAUGAAGCCCUGCGGCAUUACCAGGACCUUAUCACAGAAAGAAUCUGUGAAGAAGCGAAGAGCCCCGUGAGCCUGUGCAAACCCAACCCGUGCCUGAACCAGGGCGUGUGCAUCCUCGGGCCUGGAAGCUACCGCUGCGAAUGCCACGGCUGGGAAGGACCCCACUGCGAGAGCAGAGCUCUCCGGGGUGACUCUCUGAGAUCCCCAGGCCUUCCUCCGGACUCCCGUGCGCAGUGGGGACCAAGGGCUUCGCAGCACUUCUCCAGCACCCGAAGGCACGGGGACCACAGACACUGA